UGGAAGGACCAAAGUUCAAAAAAGAGGACUAAUUUUUGGAUAUGUUUGACUAGUACAGAAGGGUCACAAGGAAAAGUUUAGAGGGCCCUAGGUAUGAAAUGUCACUCUUUGACUCAUGAACCUUUCAGAUAUUAAAAAUUGCGACAAGUGAAGUAAAAUGUAAUUUACAAAAUGCUGUUUUGAGAUGUCUACAUUUGUCAUCCCGUAGAAAUUAUCCUUUAAUUCCCAUAGUUAUUGAACAAACUGGCCGAGGAGAAAGGGCUUAUGAUAUCUAUUCUCGACUUUUGAAAGAACGUAUAAUUUGUGUUAUGGGGCCUAUUUCAGAUGAAUUGUCUAGCCUUGUUGUAGCACAGUUGCUGUUUCUACAAUCAGAAAGUAACAAAAAACCAGUUCAUAUGUAUAUAAACAGUCCAGGUGGAUCAGUUACAGCUGGAUUAGGAAUUUAUGAUACAAUGCAAUAUAUAAGACCUCCAAUUGCCACAUGGUGUGUUGGUCAAGCCUGCAGUAUGGCUAGUCUACUAUUAUGUUCUGGAACACCAGGAAUGAGACAUUCAUUGCCCAAUUCUAGAAUCAUGAUUCAUCAGCCAUCUGGUCAAGCUGCUGGUCAAGCAACAGACAUUCAGAUUCAUGCAGAAGAAAUUUUAUAUUUGAAAAAGAAAAUUAAUUCUAUAUAUGCACAACAUACUAAACUACCUUUACAAAAAAUUGAGGAGAGUAUGGAAAGAGAUAGAUUUAUGAAUCCUGAACAAGCAAAAGAAUUUGGUCUCAUUGACACUGUAUUAGCUCAUCCACCUACAAUGGAAGAAGAGGAAAAAUUAGCCUUAACUCAAAGUAAUGGAACAUAAAUUCAAUAAAAACUAAUUUUUAUGUAUUAUGUUUAAA
Molecule: messenger RNA, 882 nt
Organism: Centruroides sculpturatus (bark scorpion)
Lineage: Eukaryota; Metazoa; Arthropoda; Arachnida; Scorpiones; Buthidae
Product: ATP-dependent Clp protease proteolytic subunit, mitochondrial-like
Exons: 6
Coding region: 309-845 (178 amino acids)
Biological process (GO): protein quality control for misfolded or incompletely synthesized proteins
Cellular component (GO): endopeptidase Clp complex
Molecular function (GO): serine-type endopeptidase activity; ATPase binding; ATP-dependent peptidase activity
Source: RefSeq, a predicted model, not a curated record